Molecule: messenger RNA, 1026 nt
Organism: Peronospora belbahrii
Lineage: Eukaryota; Oomycota; Peronosporomycetes; Peronosporales; Peronosporaceae
Source: the annotation of a GenBank genome assembly
AUGGAGAAAGCUACAUGUGCCAUUCCGAACGACUCGCUGGAAGGCAAUGUGCAUGCGUUUGUGGAUCUGUUUAUGGUUGUGACAGUGGGGAUGGCGCUCUGUGUCAUGCUCUUCCGCGUGCUGUUCACCGUGUUUCCCGUGUCAGCACAUCGCUCUAAAUCUAGUAAACCCAACGUUAGCUCCGGUGUUUCCCGAAGCCUAAAAGCUCAGGACAGGCUCCUCGCCAAGAACGCGACCAGUGUACGAUACCGCUUAGAGCGCGACACUCGCACGCGGCUGCCACGCCGCUCCACGUACUACUCGAUGCCCUUCUUUGCUGAUACGGUUGCCAACAAACAGGAGUUCGUGGAGAGCCUUGUGGAGCUUGGAGACGCGUCACUGGACGGCUGGCUAUUAGUCAAGAAAGGGAUGCAACGAGGCAAACAGUGGAAGAAACGCUUUGUUGUUUUAGAUGCACACGCAAGGAUUAAAUACUACCCAAAUGCUGCUGCAGCAAGACGCAAUACGAACGUCAAGGGAACGCUUGCUGUGCAUGCUGUGAAGCCUGCUAAUCCUUUCGAGUUUGGAGCCAACACAAUUGAGAUUAGAGGAACUCUUGGCGGCACGUACUUUUUUAGGGCGGAGGACGACAUGGCCACGCGCUCCUGGCUGUGUGUGCUGACGAUGCGCGCGAUCCAGGGCCAUAUUCCCGGACGCAUUGAUAGUGUGCUAAGCGCAGCGGUUGCUCCAAACCAGACAGCAUUGGCGACGGAUAGCUCGGGUGCUCGUACGCCCUCGUCAGCGCCAAAAUUGCAUUCCAUCUCCGACUCGAAUGAAAAUGCUUAUAACGCGCUGAAUUUGCUGAUCAAUAAUAGAGAUGAUGUCGAAGCUCCUUCUAUGCGGCUGAAAUCGCACGCGCUUGAACUUUUGGUGCAGGACAUGAGUUACGACAAAGAUGCAUCGUUGCGCCAAUUUUAUGUGGUGGCAAAAUUUAAAUCCGCGCUUCAUGACUAUUCGAGCGUGCCCGUUGGGCAGACUACCCCCUAA